Molecule: messenger RNA, 4223 nt
Organism: Trichosurus vulpecula (common brushtail)
Lineage: Eukaryota; Metazoa; Chordata; Mammalia; Diprotodontia; Phalangeridae
Gene: LYVE1
Product: lymphatic vessel endothelial hyaluronan receptor 1
Exons: 6
Coding region: 181-1134 (317 amino acids)
Biological process (GO): cell adhesion
Cellular component (GO): plasma membrane
Molecular function (GO): transmembrane signaling receptor activity; hyaluronic acid binding
Source: RefSeq, a predicted model, not a curated record
CCCCCAUUGACCUUGACAAGGGGAUGGGCGGGAUGUAAAGUGGACAUCGACAGUAGCACUCUGACAGCUCACGAUCUCACAGUCCCGUGCACGGGGAUCUCCAGUACAUCAAGUGCUCCAAGGAGAGAGCAGGCAACAGAAGGAUCGUCAGCCUCUCUUGGUCUGAAGGGCUUUCCAACCAUGGAACACUGCACCACUGUGGCCCUGCUCCUUUUCCCACUCUUGUUCGUGGCUCAAGGCUUGUUCAAGGUAGAAGAUCUUCUUAUCACUGAGCCAUGUAGGAUCAAGGGAAUCACCCUCAUUGGCAAAGGGAAAGGGCCAGAAUUGAAUUUCACUGAAGCCAGAGAUGCCUGCAGCAUGUUAGGUCUCCAGCUGGCCAGUAAAGCUCAAGUGACAACUGCCCGCAUCUCUGGGCUAGAGACAUGCAGUUUCGGGUGGGUCUCUGACAGGCACGUGGUCGUGUCCCGCAUUUUCCCCAAUCCCAAGUGUGGCCGAAACAAAACAGGUGUCGUGGAAUGGUACCAGGCCCUCCACCAAAAGCAGUAUGCGUACUGCUACAACUCCUCAGAUACAUGGAUUAAUUCAUGCAAACCUGAUACCGUCACCACCGAAGAUGCAGUCACUCCACCGACUGUAUCAGCCACAACUGAAUUUAACAUCAGUGACCUAGCUGAUACAGCAACACCAUCUCCAGCCCCACAACCUAACCCAGCUCGGCCAAGAAUGAGCAAAAGAAUAAUCUGUGUGACGGAACUAUAUUUGGAGACAAGCACCGCGGAAAUAAGUACCGUGCCAGAAGAAGUCAUACAAGCUUUUGAAAGUCAAGUUGCAUUUAAGAAUGAAGGUGUUACUUUUGGAGGCCUACCUAUCACGCUCUUGGUUCUCGCUCUGAUAUUCUUCAUUGCUGCAGUUGUACUGGCUGUCUGCUAUGUCAAAAGGUACAUGACCUCCUUUCCACUGACAAACAAGAAUCAGAAGGAAAUGGCUGAAGCCAAAGGAGGAAAAGCAGCAAAGGCAGAGGACAAAGUUUCUAAGGAGGAACCAAAGAAAAAUGGGAAAAAGGCAGAAGAACCCAAAAUGACUCCCAAGAUGACACCCAAAAUGACUGUCAAGUACAUGGAGGCUGAGGUUUAGGUGGGUGAGAGGGACAGCAGACAACACACCUGGGAUCUCUUUACUCUGCUCCAGGAUCCGGAGGCCAUGGAUACUUUGUGACUUACAAAAUCUCCUUGUAUUUCCCCACUGGAAGAACCUGCCAGGCCCAACAGAUGAAGCAGAAAAGCCCACAAUCAAUCCCAAACCAGGGUGUCCUGAAGAUUAGGGAGCUCAUUCAGAUGACUUCCCUAUUCCUUCCUGCCACCUUCCCACUCCUGGGCCCUGGGUCCUGUCGCCCAAUGUCUCCAAAGUGACCCCAGCCUAGACCCAAAGUGACCCCAUCCUAGACCCAAAGUUCCUAUUCCCUAAUAAAAUCCAGGUAAGAGAAAAUGAAUCUGUCCAGCCCCAAUCUCUUGGGAACAUUCCCUGUACAUUUCUGUCAGGAAGACUUUUACUAGCCUGGGAAGAUACUAUCUGUGACCAGAGAGUCCAUCAGGCCCAGGGCUAUCUUCCCUGUUCCCAUAUCAAAGAGCAAGGCUUCCCUCUGGCCCUGUACUGACCUUCUGAACUUAGAUAUCUUAGGCAGGGGGAUGAAGAAGGGCAAGGGAAACAUGGUGAGGGGAGGCCAGUGGACCUCCAUGUAAAGUGGAACGAAAAGAAGGAAAGGAACCCAGACGGGAACAGCACAUCAUCUCAUUGAGUCUUAGGCCUGGAAUCUUUGAGACCCUCUAGGCCAGUAUUGUGUCUUGGGCUCCUUCAGCAGUCUUGUAGGUCCCUUUUCAGAAUCAUGUUUUUAAAUACAUUAAAUAAAUAGGAUUCCAAAGAAGACCAAUGAUAUUAAGAAAGAGAUGCAGUUUUUCACAACCAGAUUCACAGAACCCCCUGAAAUCUAAAACCCCUGAUCUAGUCCAAUUCCCUUAUUUAUAAAUGGGGAAACUGAGGCCCAGAGAGUAGAAGUGACUCACCAUGAUUUUAUAAGUAACUACUUGUGGCAGAAGCAAGAUUUGAAUUCAUGUCCUGUGCCUCUCUAGCUGGUGUUUAUACCACUGUGCCACCCUGGCAAACCAGCUAAAAUAAAUUUCAUUUCUAUAGUAUAUUAAGGUUACAAAAAACUUUUCACCUGCUUUUUUGAACCUGAGCUGGUCAAUAUACUCCUUGGGUGGCCCGGCAGCUCCCAAUUCCCCUAGGUUCUCACCAUAUUGAUUCCCCUACCAUUCUAGCUUAGAGCAUCCCUAAAUUCCUGAGCCAACAUGAUCCUCCAACCUUAGCGUCCCUUGUAGCUAGGACCAUAAGUGAACAUACUUCUCUCGCAACAACCCUAUAAGAGUAGGUGAUGCAAAUAUUGUCUCAUGUGCAUAUUAUAUAGCCAUUUUACAGAUGUGGAAACUGAGGUAUAAAGAGAUUAGGAAUCUUGCUCAGGGUCACUUACCUAGUAAAGCGCCUGAGCCAGGAUUUGAACCCUAGAUCUCGUGACUCAAAGCACUGACUAAACAGUAGGUCUCAAACCCUGAACGGACCAAAGAAAACAUUCUUCCCUGGAGAACUUCAGGAAUGAUCCUUUCUCAGCAUGCGCUCUCUCCCUUUGCUAUUAUUUUAUUUUGGGAACGUAUUGUCCCAUAGCAAUAUUAACAGGAGAUAGACUAAACAACUGUAUCAUGGCCUGGUGUACUGGAAAUCUAUCACCCAGAAGAAAAUGACUGGGCCCAGAAAGCAAUGACUGCAAUGAGCAAUUUCCUCUGUACCAACUCCUGCGCUUUCUGAAGCCCUUCUGAGAUGCGGGUGCUCCCUCCACCAACAGGUCCCAGGCCCAUCCCUUCUUAGGACCUUAGUCAACAGGUCUCAUGAGGUGCGAUGGCCCUGAAAUUCAAAGCCUGACUGGCUCUAUAGGACCUGACAGAAUUUUCACUCCACCUUCAGUAGUUCCCAGUUCCCACCAUGCCACAAUGAGGCAGGAGAGGAAGACCCUAGAAUAUUAUGGAAAUGUACCAAAAGAGAAAGUGAGAGACAGUUUCUGCUCAAUGACCUUGGGCAAGGCCCUUUUUCUCUGAGAGUCCCAGUUUCCUCGUCUGUAAAAUGGGGAUAAUAAUACUUACCUACCUACCUCUUAGGGUUGUUGUGAGUAGAGCUCUUUGUAAAUCAUAAAGCCAGGAGUGUGCUGGUAAAUAUUUAACAACCGGCUCUCAGGGAAGGGGGGGAGAGAUUAUACACACACACACAUGCUUUUGAGUUAAUCUGCAUAGGCAAUCAAUAGAAUAAUAAAUUAAGCCCUGAUUUAUAGUAUUUGCCAAUAUCCUAAAUGUAAAUGCUCACGUUGAAAAUUUAAGAAUUGGCUCUCCGGCACUGGUAUGUUGAGGGGGCUCCAUCCCACCCCUGCUUAAAGCUGUAUGUAAAAAGCGAGCUAUCAAACCCAUUUGUAAGAUAUGGGCAUUCCAAUGAAAUCAUGUCUAAUGUUCCUCUAUACCCUGAAAAUUCUUGGAUCUGAUUUUGUCAGACACUACUUUCUGGAAAACCUUGAAUGAGACCUAGCUCUACUUCUAAUCCUCUGUUAAACCUUAGGCAAGUCAUGGUCCCCUCUUUGCCUCCAUUUCUCACUUGAAAAGUGAGUGAACGUGGAGUAGUGGAUCCAGUAUUAGACUUUGAGCCAGGACUAUCUGGGUUCAUAUCCUGCCUCAGACAUUUACCAGCUGUAUGACUCUUGGCAAAUCAUUAACCUCUCUGUGCCUCAGUUUACUAAUCCGUAAAAUAAUGGGGUUGGAUUUAAUGGCCUCCAAGUUCCCUUCUGGCUCUACAUCUAUGAUACUACGACUCCGUGAAAAGAUCUCUCAGUUCUAAUGUACUACGAUUCUGAUGUAUGUUUCUUUGUUUUCAUUGUGAGUUCCUAUAGCUAUUCUGCUUACUAAACUAUGGUAUUUUAUGCUGGGACUAACAUAUUCUUCAAUGAAGUAUUUUUCAACUGUAGUUGUAAUCAUAACCUUUAUUUAUUAUAAGUGUAUUCAAGGAAAAGCCCUGUAAGCCAUGGGGCCUGUUAGUACCAUUGACUAAUGUGCCACAAUUGGUCUUUCUUUCCAGUAAAGAAAGAACCUAGCAUGUCCAAAUGUGUUCUGAGGAAAUAAAAUCAUUUAAAACAC